AAGCAGUGGUAAUGUGGUCUCUGAGGAAUAAGUAACUGCGUCCCUGCUGUCUGAGAAGUCCCCUACAUACAGCACAGCACCUCUAGGAAGAAUUCAUUUCCCUCUUCAAAAGAGGAACUCGACUGAAUGGCUGAGCAACAGGGCCAAAAAAGCAACCAGGGCAGCAAUAUGGAACCAAGGGACAGCAUGAAGAACCUGCUAACAAGCACACAGUGCCUGAAUCACCGCAAACCACUACCCAGAAGAUCUGUUGAGAAGGUGAACAAAUGCAUUCAGGUUGACAUGGACUUGGAAGCGGAGAAUCCUAGUAUAGAUUUGACUCUUUCUCCAAAAAUCAGCCUUUCCAAGAAGCCUCAGCAAUGUCCAGGGAACACGUCACCAUCCCAGCAAGGUGUCUCCUCACCCUCCCAAGGGCAGCCUGCUAUGCCAGCUCUGCUACCAUUGCUUCCACCACCUCCAUUCCUUCCUCCUAGGUGUAAGAUUCCUCCCCCACCCCUUCUCAUGCCUGGCAUAAAUGCACCAUCACUCCCACCUCCCCAGCUGUGCAGUAAUCCUGAGUGCAGCCAUUUCACUUGUGGAUACAGUGAGCAGCCCUGCCCUAAGAAGACACCGAAGCUAAGGAUGAAGGUGUUUCACUGGCAGAAGCUCCCCUCUGACGUGGUGAGACAAAGCUGCUCCAUGUGGGCUGUGGUACCAAAUGGCAGCGAGGAGCUUGUAGAACCUGACUACACAAGCUUGGAGCUACUUUUCUGUGCCUCACCAACAAAACCAAAGGAGACAAGACCAGCAAAGAAGUCAAAACAGGUCACAUUCAUUAGUCCGAAGAAAAGUCUCCUCCUGAGUAUAUUUCUGAAGCAAUUUAAGAGCUCCAAUGAAGAAAUUGCUAACAUGAUUCAGAAAGGGGACAGAUCCAGGUUUGAUGCUGGGAUACUGAAACAGCUACUUAAACUGCUGCCUGAAAGCCAUGAGAUAAACAAACUGAAGUCUUGCAAAGAAGAAAGGUCAGAACUAGCAAAUGCAGACCAGUUUUAUCUCCAUCUCUUGGAAAUUCCUAGCUACCAGUUGCGAAUUGAAUGUAUGCUGAUUUGUGAGGAAACACAAAUUCUUCUGCAGUGUCUGUGGCCAAAAGCACAAGCCAUCAGGACAGCUUGUGAAACACUUCUUACCAGUCACCGACUGCCGGUUUUCUGUCAGUUGAUUCUUAAAGUUGGAAACUUUCUAAACUAUGGGCAUCACACUGGAGAUGCUGGAGGUUUUAAAAUCAGCGCCUUGCUCAAACUAACAGAAACAAAAGCAAACCAAAGCCACAUUACUCUGCUUCACCACAUUUUGGAGGAGGUUGAAAAAAACCACAAUGACCUGCUGCAGCUUCCCAGGGAUCUUGACUUUGUUUCCAAGGCAGCAGGGUUCCACUUUGACGCUAUGCGGGCUGAAGCAGGUGACAAUCUGAAGAAACUGCUGGAAAUAGAGAAGCGUUUAUUUUUGUCAACAGAGGAUUUAAAAAUACAGCACACAAAACUUGUUCAAAGCAGUGUCAGUGCUUCAAAGGACCUGCAGGAGGAGUUGGCCAACAUCGAAAAGAAGAAAGAAGAACUAGCUGACUAUCUUUGUGAAGACCGAAAAAAAAUGUCCUUGGAAGAUGUAUUUAACACAAUGAAAACCUUCAGGGAACUCUUCCUCAAGGCCUUGCAGGUGGAAAACCAAGAAAGGAAGGAGCAAGCUGCAAAGUCUGAAAAAAGGAAGAAAGAACUCAAAGUAGAAGACACGAAAAGGCUAAAGGCAGAGCAUGGAAAGAGCAGUAUAUUUAGAGAAAAAUGAUUCUGUUUUUAUUAGCCAGAUUUUUAUUAAUUAGAAGCAGAUUAUGUGCUUAGCUAUGGGUGAUCUAUCAGAGUAAGAGUGAUGUAGCCAUUGUUGAUGCUACUGUUAAACAGAAAGUUUAGUAAAACAUCAAUUUUCAAGGGCUCAUGAUUGAUCAGAAGAAAUCAUGACAGAAAUGCUAAAAAAAAUAUCGCUCCCAAUGAGCAAGUUACUCUAUUUUUCUUAAAGUUGGGUAAUAUACUGGUAUUGCUCUGAACAGCUGUUUGAAGGCUUUUAGGGAACACAAUGAGGUAGCACAAACUUGAAGUUCCAACUGCCACAUUGUCACUGACCCAGGCAAGCUGUGCCAUGUAUUACUGCUACCUCAACCUUCCCUUUUUUCUGACUAAAGUUCUGAUUCCUUUAAGUGGUUACUGUGCACUUUAAUAAUAAGACUUGCUGAAAAACAGCAGUCUGAUGUAAAUCCAGAAAAGCUUUUGUUGUGCUGGGUGUGAGGUAUUUCUAGUGUUAAUAUUAACAAGUAUGUAUUUUAACAUUAUAUUUUGGUCAAUAGUUGACCUGAGAUUUCUGCUUGGUACCGUUUAGUUGUGAUUCUUCAUUCUUCAGUGAACUAAUGCAAAACUGGCGUUAGUAAACUUGAGAGGAAUUCACAUAAAUAUUGCAUUGGAUGCUCACCCCUUGGAAGACUGUUUUCCUUUCUUCCUGUUGUCUACCUAUAUGGCCUUCUUUUAGUUCCUCCAUCAAAACUACUCAUCUUUAGAAAUGCAUUUUAAAAAUACAUACAAAUACGUUGAAAACUGACCAAAAUCAUGUUUUCCAUAUUGUCUUGACAAGCUGUACUGCAAAUGUUUUAUCUACUUUGCCUACCUACUGUAAAGCUGCAGAUUCAAACAAUAAACCUUUUCUGAUGUAAAUA
Molecule: messenger RNA, 2734 nt
Organism: Meleagris gallopavo (turkey)
Lineage: Eukaryota; Metazoa; Chordata; Aves; Galliformes; Phasianidae
Source: RefSeq, a predicted model, not a curated record